AUGUUGCAAAGCCUGCAUCUCUGUGUUGACUUUGGUCCCUUCGACUUUCGAGAUUCGUGUGUCCGAGGUUACUGGAGCUCCCUCGUCCCAGCAGCACUCGUCUUAUCAUUCUGCAUAUUUUCGCUACCGACCCCUAGAUGUACACACGCAACAUUAAAGCUGGUGAAGAUCCCGUUCACCCAAUUCAUUACCCUUGAAGAGGCAGAGGGGUUGCAGCUCGACGGAUGUUCUGUUGCAAGCGAGACAGCAGGAGGUGUGGAAAGUGCUGGAGGGGUCAAUGCUAAAGAUUCUUCGAGACGAAGGAACCUAUUUCUAUCGUGGAUUGCUCUGUUUGCAACCUUUGCGUGGUUUGGAAUCGGAAUAAGGCAACUUGUUUUACAAAAUGGAGAGCCCUUCAAUGCAUCCGUGCCACUUUUAAUCGGAAUUUCCUGGUUGUAUGCUGCUCUGCGACCCAUCAUCUGGCCAAGUCCUACUCCACCUUUCGAUCUCUUCUCUCUUUACCUCGCUCAUCUCGUAGCGGGUACCUUGCUCCUAGGCGGUGUGUUAUACGAAACCCAUGUCUGGGCUGUCGCUCUUCCCUCACCCUACCUGCUUGCCAUUAUGGUUAGCAAUCUCGUAGCAAUUGUCAUUGAGUUGAUUAUUGUCCUUGGUAUGCCUUUGGCCAUACCAAGCAGUAGAGUCAAGGAGGAAGAUAUUGGCAAAUCUAUUUCCCCAGAAGAUUAUACUUCGUUAUGGGGUUGGAUUACAUUCUUCUGGGUACAUCCUCUUAUAAAAAAGGGAACAUCCGCAACGCUGAAUGAACCGGAUGUAUGGAACGUUAGUAUCACCAUGCAGUCGCGACCAAUCUUCGCCCGAUUCAUGGCCCACAGGGAUAUCUCACUACUUCGUCGCAUCUGGGUGACGAACUCGCUCGAUUUCAUCCUUGAAUUCAUCCUUACAUUGGCGAGUAUCAUCUUCACCUAUGGGGGUCCAUUUUUCCUGAAACGCAUCCUCGAUUCCAUUGACGAUCCUACACCCGGGAAGGAAAACCGGGCUCGUGCAUACAUUUAUGCCUUUUUAGCCUUUGCAUGUACUGUCAUUAAAGCGCAGGCUGAAGUACAUCACCUAUGGUUUGGACGACGUGCCGCCACUCGAAUGCGCUCAGAGCUCAUGGCUGCGAUAUAUGACAAGGCAUUGAAACGCAGGGAUUUUUCAGGUCUUACAAACAAAGGUGAUGCCGAUGGUGGCAAAACUAAGGACGAAAGUCGUGAUGGUGGUGAGUCUCUUCCUGUUCCAAGGAAUAGUUACAUAUGUAAUGUAACUUGUUUCAUAUUAAAAGACAAGAAGAAAGACAGUGAAAAGGAAGAUGACAAAAAAACUGGAGCUGAUGUUGGAAAGAUUGUUAACCUUAUGGCUGGUGACGCGAAUACGAUUUCGCAAAUGGCACAAGGAAUAUACUUACUCUACGGAGCUCCAUUCGAACUCGUCAUUUGCGUGCUUUUCUUAUACCAGUUACUCGGCCUCUCAGCAUUUGCUGGGGUUUUUGUCGUUCUUGCUGGUUGGCCCAUCAACAGCUGGGUCGCCAAACGAAGUGUCAUGAUCCAGAAGAACCUGCUAGCUGCUAGAGACAAGCGUAUGAGCGUUGUCAAUGAAGUCAUUACAGCUGUGAAAUUCGUCAAAUUCUUCGCAUGGGAGGAUCGCUGGAUUAAACGUACAUUUGAUGCGCGAGAGAUAGAGAUGUCUUGGAUGAUCAAAUCACGGAUUAAUUUCAUGUUCUUUAGCUUACUUUGGCAGUCAGCGCCAUUGAUCGUUUCCGUCGUUGCGUUCGCAACGUAUGUCUUCUUGGGAGGCCAUCUAACGAUCGGAACCGCUUUUACGGCUAUAACGCUAUUCAACAUGCUUGCGCUGCCUCUAAAUGUGAUUCCUAUGUGGAUUGUGCGAAUUUUGCAGGCCAAGGUAGCUCUGGACCGUAUUGCCACCUUUUUGGAUGAGGACGAGGUGGAUGAACAAGUUUCAUCUCUAAAGAAAUCUGCGGAACGCAUCUCAGAAGAUACCGAGGGAUUCGGCAUUGACCAGGGAUCGUUCGUAUGGAAUAAAGUAGACGGUACUGAUAGCAACAUGCCCACAGAGAUUACCCAUGGCAAGCCUGCAUCUGACGACGGCACUAUCGUUCCUGAGGCGCCAAUAAACACUCAAACGCUAGAUCAUCACUUUGAACUGAAAGAUAUCUCUGUAAUGUUUCCUGAAGGCGAAUUGACAGUGGUAACUGGUCCCACUGCAAGUGGUAAAACUGCUCUUCUUAUGGCACUCCUUGGCGAGAUGACUGCAGUCCACGGCAGGCUAAUCAUGUCGAAGAAUCCUUCGCAAGUGGAUGAGAAUGGACUCAUGUAUGCCAUUUCAUACGGUGCACAAUCUCCGUGGCUUAGACAUCAGUCUAUCAAAGAUAACAUUCUGUUCGACUAUCCAUAUGAUGAGAAGAGGUAUAACGCAGUCAUCGAAUGCUGUGCACUAAAACCCGAUCUUGCUAUUCUAGAGGAUGGUGACGCGACUGAGAUAGGAGCAAGGUUUGUGAUAUUAUGUGGCGCAUUUCCAAUGAUUAAUGAACUGACAUUGCCUGUUUCCCACAUCACAGGGGAGUUAGUCUUUCAGGCGGACAAAAGGCUAGGUUUGACCAUUUUUUCUGGCCGCUGGUGGACUUCGUGCUCACAUACUACUAGGGUUGCGUUAGCCCGUGCUGUAUACGCGCGCACCAAAUAUGUGUUGUUAGACGAUCCUCUUAGCGCCGUUGAUAGUCAUACGGCUCGUUUCCUGUUCGAUCGAUUGCUCUGCGGUCCUCUGCUGAAAGGCCGUUCGGUGAUCCUUGUUACCCAUCACGUUGAACUCGUUCUUCCGGGAGCCUACUAUCUUAUACGAAUGCUGGAUGGCCGCAUUGAUGCACAGGGUACUGUGAAGGAUCUCCGUGCACAAGGUAUACUCGACGCGAUCGAACUGAGUUCCGUGCUUCAAGCCCCAGAGCAUGCAUCUGCCGCAGAAGGACAAGCAAAGAAUGUAUUAGAAGAAACAAAUGGCUCGGAAGAUGCUGCGCAAGAAGCAAAGAAACCAUCAAAACUCAUUCAGGACGAGCAUCGCGAGUCUGGUUCUGUGAAGUGGGUUAUAUAUAAAACAUAUCUCAAGGCUUCCUCAUACUGGACUUGGUUCAUUCUUUCUUCCUUUAUUGUCGUAAACCAAAGCUUAGGCGUGGCCCAAAAAUUAUGGAUCAGAACCUGGGGAGAAGCGUAUGGUCAUGUAUCGAGCUCCUCAUUCUCUUAUGCGUUUGAGUCAUAUACACGACCAGAGCACGAGGUAGUACUCUGGAACUCUCGGCAUUUUCAGGGAGCAGAGCUGUUAAUGCAGAGCUCAAAUUCAUCAUUUGCCACCUUACCAGAUGCUGAAGAGCAUCCCAUGUUUUUCGUUGGGAUCUACGCGGCAAUCGGUUUGGGUAUCACCCUCGUCAUGCUUUUGUCGACUGCGAUCCAGUAUAUUGGUGGCAUUAAGGCAUCUCGGCGUUUGUUUUCGCAGAUGUUGGUUGGUGUAGUGGGAGCUACUAUGCGUUGGCACGAUACAACUCCUCAAGGACGAAUGCUCAAUCGCUUCGGAAAAGACAUGGAGACUAUAGACACCUCCCUCUCCGAAUCAUUACAAGCUGUCAAUUCAUCCUUGGCCAGUUUCGCCGCAGCUAUAGCCACUGUUGCCGUGUUCUUCCCAUCGUUCCUCGUACCGGCCUUCUUCAUCGCAUGGGGAUACAGACAACUUGCAGUUGGUUAUCUCAACACUGGUCGUGAUCUUCGUCGCAUGGAGUCAAACUCUCGAUCGCCCAUAUUUUCUGGAUUCAGUGAACUUUUAGAAGGAAUCGUUACAGUCAGAGCUUUCUCAGCCGAGAAGCGUUUCCUUGAUGAUCUGCACGCCAAAAUCGACGGUACCACUAUGAUGUGGUAUAAUUUCUGGAUGACGAAUCGAUGGCUCCUGCUUAACUUCGAUAUCCUUGGGGGUAUCGCGGUUUUGUUUACUACCUUGAUCGCUUUGUAUGGCCUUGCUGGCUCAGGUCUCGCCGGUAUCUGCAUAACUAGUGCCAUGUCAUUCACUGUCAGUGUCUAUUGGGCCUGUCGAUUUUGGACUGCUUUGGAACUUGAUUUGAACUCUGUGGAACGAGUUGUCGAAUAUUUGGAUCUUCCCCAGGAGCCCUCGGCUGUAAUAGAAUCUAAUCGGCCUCCUGCCUAUUGGCCAUCCAGUUCUAAUACGGAGUCUUUGGUUUCCGUCGAAGACCUCGUCAUUAGAUACGCGCCGGACUUACCCCCUGUGUUACACGGCAUUUCAUUCACCCUUAAGGCUAGAGAGCGAGUCGGUAUUCUGGGACGAACAGGAAGCGGAAAAUCUACUCUUGCUAUGAGUGUUCUACGCUUUGUUGAUCCUUAUAGUGGAAGAAUAGUUAUCGAUGGAAUUGAUAUAUCAACGAUCGGCCUGAAAGAUCUACGGUCACGUUUGACAUUCAUCCCUCAGGAUGCCACACUUUUCUCUGGAACUCUUCGUGACAAUCUAGAUCCUUUCGGUGAAUAUGAUGAGAGCGAAUGUCUUGAUGUCCUGUAUCGUGUCCAGAUGAUCACCGAAAGUUCUUACGAGAGUCAACGGGCCUCACGAGAGCCAUCUAGAUCACCUUCUUCUCAUGGUACAGACCAUGAAGGCUCGGUAUCAUCGGCUUCCCGUACUGUCGCCGACUCGGACGUCAAGACAGUCGUUACUCUGGACACGCAAGUGUCUGCUGGCGGUACCAAUUUCUCUCAAGGGCAGAGGCAACUGAUCGCCUUAGCCCGAGCGCUUCUACGUAGAAGCUCAGUCAUCAUUCUUGAUGAAGCAACGAGUAGCAUAGACUUUGCAACAGAUGCUAAAAUCCAAACGACGAUUCGCGAAGAGUUCAACGACUCACUUCUACUCACUGUUGCUCAUCGCCUUCAAACUGUCAUCGACUACGACCGACUGCUUGUAUUAGACCAGGGCAAGAUUUCCGAAUUCGAUACACCCCUGAACUUGAUAAGCAAAGAUGGUGGUCUAUUCAGGGAUAUGUGUCUCAAAAGUGGGAUGUUCAGUGAGCUAGAGGCUGCAGCAAAAGCAAAAGCCCAACGUGAUUCACGUUAACAUGUCCUAAUGGGCCUCUGUUAUUAGACUUUAUUUUUUGUAGAAGAGCUACUAUCGUUGGACACCGGAUGCAACCGGUAAGAGAUAUGCACUU
Messenger RNA from Serpula lacrymans var. lacrymans S7.9, 5242 nucleotides. RefSeq lists its product as uncharacterized. The record is from RefSeq and is a predicted model, not a curated record. Gene Ontology annotation, molecular function: ATP hydrolysis activity; ATP binding; ABC-type peptide transporter activity. The transcript is spliced from 32 exons. The coding region runs from base 1 to 5148 and encodes 1715 amino acids. Gene Ontology annotation, biological process: transmembrane transport. Lineage: Eukaryota; Fungi; Basidiomycota; Agaricomycetes; Boletales; Serpulaceae. Gene Ontology annotation, cellular component: fungal-type vacuole; membrane.